Messenger RNA from Drosophila innubila, 2127 nucleotides. RefSeq names its product proton-coupled folate transporter. Gene Ontology annotation, molecular function: transmembrane transporter activity. Gene Ontology annotation, biological process: transmembrane transport. The transcript is spliced from 7 exons. The record is from RefSeq and is a predicted model, not a curated record. Bases 291 to 1814 code for a protein of 507 amino acids. Gene Ontology annotation, cellular component: membrane. NCBI's taxonomy places the organism in Eukaryota, Metazoa, Arthropoda, Insecta, Diptera, Drosophilidae.
AAACACAAUACAGUGCACAAGUAUUAAUAAGCUUCAUUGCACCAACACACACGCACGCACUCACUCUCGCACACACAUACAGUGCAUAUAAAAAGUAAACGCGUCAGCGUUAAAAAUUCUAUAAAGAGAGCGUGAAAUUUUUGUUUUUAGUGACUGUGUUGAGCUCGACGCGCACAGACUAUGCGAUAAAAAGAAUUAGAAUCGUUUGUCGAUUUGUUGAGUUAUAUACAACGCAUAAUGAGUUGCUAGUUUCUUUGUCAAACUGUUCUAAUAUUUAAAAAACAAUAACGAUGACAUUGCUGAGGCGAUCGGAUCAAGAGCGUUUGGUGAGCGAGACACAGGAGGAGGAGGCUGGGCCACGCCUACGCGAUGCCGCCCACACGGACUCGGAUAUCGAGGCUCCUUUGGAAGAUAACGAAUCGGGUUUAGGCGCUGCAAAGUGGUUCAUACUGGAGCCUGCAGUUUUCCUUAUAUUCAUGGCCCGCAGUUUAAUCGGGGCGGUAUUACAAAAUCAAAUACUGUAUCAGACCUGCGUCACUAUCAUGCACUACAAUGAGACAGACUGUGAACCGUUGCUGGGCAACGAUCGUGGUUCGGAAGCUACAAAAAAACUAGAAGUCAAAGUACAGGAAUAUUCGGCCAAUAUAACAAUGGCAAUUUCUCUACUGGAGAGUAUAAUUCCCGCAUUUGUAAGCCUCUUUAUUGGACCAUGGUCGGAUAAGUUUGGUCGAAGACCGAUCCUGCUAACGGUGUUUACAGGCUAUGUGGUAAGCUCAACGGUACUGAUUGCCAUCGCUGAGAUAACGACGUUCAAGAACAUCAGUCCCUGGUGGUAUCUGCUGCCGUCGGUGCCGUCCAUCUUAAGCGGUGGCACCUGUGCCUUAAUCACCGGCAUCUAUUGCUACAUCUCGGAUGUGGCCAAGGAACGCAAACGUGCACUGCGCAUGGUGCUUAACGAGGCUUCACUGUGCACCGGCAUGAUGGUGGGCAAUGUGGCAAGUGGUUAUAUUUAUGCGGCAACUGGUUCCGUUACGCUCUUUGGCAUUGCUGGCGGCUUGAUGAUGAUGGCGCUGUUCUACGUUUAUUUCCUGGUGCCGGAGAGUCUGUCUCCCGAGAAUAUUCAUCGAGGCUCUCGUGUGCGCGAAUUCUUUCGCUUUAGCCUCGUCAAGGAUCUGGUGCGCACUUGUUUCCUGCCACGUGCCAACUACGAUCGUGCCAUUAUCUGGCUGACAAUGGUGGCCUUAACCAUUACGAUCUUCAACAUGGAGGGUGAGAACACGGUGAAUGUGCUCUUCAUGCGGGAACAGUUCGAUUGGACCAUCAAGGACAUCAGUCAAUUUAAUGCCGCACGUAUUGUCAUCCAAAUUGUGGGCAGUGUUGCCGGCAUGAUUGUGUUGCGUCGCCUCUUGAAGGUCUCCAUCAUCAGCAUGGCUCUGCUCUCCCUUGCCGCCUGUGUCCUGGAGAGCACGGUGCGUGCUACCGCAAGACAUUGGUGGGAAAUGUAUCUCGGCAUGUCGCUGGGCAUGAUGCGUGGCGUCCUGGGACCCAUGUGUCGGGCCAUUCUCUCUCAUGUGGCACCUGCCACAGAUGUUGGUAAAAUCUUUGCUCUGACCACAUCUAUGGAAAUGGUGUCUCCACUAGGAGCUGCUCCACUUUAUACGGCUGUUUAUAAAGCGACUGUCGCCACAUAUCCGGGCGCAUUUAAUUUUAUUAGUGCCGGCGCGGCAUUCAUCUGUUACAUUAUGAUGGCCAUCAUCUUUGGCAUACAAAAGUCAAUGGGCAGCGCCAGCGUCUAUAAGCAGAUUGGAAGCUAACCUUAUAGUGAAUCUUCUUUUUGUAUAGUUCAAUUCUAUCUAACUUAAAGACAAUUAAUGAACUCCACUUGUUGAUGUGAUGAUUUUGACACUGUUUUGAAUGAAGUUAUUCAUAUUUUAUAUCUUAAUAUAAGUGUGUAAAAGUAUAUUACCAUGGUAUUUGUUGAACACAACCUUGUUUUGUAAUUAUUUGUGUAAUUAAACUCGUAAUUGUGAUUGUAUCAAAAGUGUAACUGCCGUUGAUAACUGACAAUAUUAGAACCCUUAAUGCUGAGACCAAUAAAUUGUGUAUGUCAAUUAAUUUAAAUUAAAA